CUGCCUUCAGAAGAUUCAUUAAGCUUCGUGUUCUCCAAGCAAUCAUCAUCAACAAUCAUGUCUUUGUCUUCAAGAGCCAUUCUAGUCGUUAUGUGCUUUCUGUUCUUGUCGUGUACACCACUCUUUACGUCGGCAACAACAACAACAGUUCAAGGACUUCAGCCUCGAUGUGAAUCUCACAUCUUCAACAACGGAAAACAUUACCGUUCUUGCAAGGAUCUUCCCGUGUUAGACUCGUUCCUACACUUCAGUUAUGCUCGAGAAACCGGAGUUCUCGAUGUUGCUUACCGUCAUGCCAAUCUUGAGUCUUCUAGUUGGAUCGCUUGGGCCAUAAACCCGACCAAAAAAGGCAUGUUAGGCGCUCAAGCUCUCGUGGCUUAUCGUAACUCAACAUCUGGCGUCAUGCGUGCUUAUACUUCAAACAUCAAUAGCUACGCUACUAUGCUUCAAGAGUCUCCUCUUAGCUUUCGUGUAACGCAAGUAUCCGCCGAGUAUCUUGAUGGAGAGAUGACGAUAUUCGCAACUAUGGUGCUGCCUCCUAACACAACCGUUGUGAAUCACUUAUGGCAAGACGGUCCGUUGAAGGAAGGAGAUAGACUUGGGAUGCACGCAAUGAGUGGAGAUCAUCUCAAAUCCAUGUCCCUACGAAACAUUAGAUCCCACAUGAUACUUGCGCUCAAAGCAAGACCGGGUAAAGACCACAAAUACAGAACAUACUGGAACUGGUAUCAUCACACGGUGGGAUAUGUGGUGGUUGUGCUAAGCGUGUACAACAUAUACAAAGGUUUUGUUAUAUUGCAACCUGGAAGUGGAUGGAAGAUCGCAUACACUGCUAUCAUUUGUGCUAUUGGAGCGUUUGCAAUUGUGAUGGAGAUCUUGCAGUUCAAGAAGAGAUGGGGUAGCUUGUUUGUGAAGAAAUCGGAAGACCUACAAGAAGCUAAUCAAAGUGCUUUUAAGAAGGAGAUUUUGAAGUUUAUGAACAGAUGGGGUGACAAGACACCGGAAGACCUAGAAGCUAAUCAAAGUGCUUCCACUGAAGUGGUCUAG
Brassica oleracea var. oleracea is the source of this 1047-nucleotide messenger RNA. RefSeq names its product cytochrome b561 and DOMON domain-containing protein At3g59070. NCBI's taxonomy places the organism in Eukaryota, Viridiplantae, Streptophyta, Magnoliopsida, Brassicales, Brassicaceae. The transcript has 2 exons. Bases 58 to 1047 code for a protein of 329 amino acids. The record is from RefSeq and is a predicted model, not a curated record.